CACACAGAGCUGCACCCCAAAGUGGGGCACUCAGCUCUGACUCAUUGGACUACAGUCCACUGGUGUAAACAGGCAGAAAAGAGUACAGUACUGCUCUGAAUUCAAUUUGUUGUUUCAAAGUGGGAUAUUUUCUGUGAGUCACCAUGAAGCCAGCAGUGGUUCUGCUGGGCCUCGUCCUCCUUCUGGAGACCACCUUUGCUGCAGAAGAGUCCUGUGUGGGUCACUGUGGCACAUUCAAGCCGCAGAGGAAAUGUCAGUGUGACUCCAUGUGUGUGUACUAUGGAAGCUGUUGUGGGGACUUUGAUGUGACAUGCCCGAAAAAAGUUGCUCGUGGCGACACCUUCGAGGAAGUAACAGAGGUUGGGAUGGCUCCUAUCGAGAGUGCUACAACCUUCACACCGACUUUCAACGCAGUCCCAACAGAGGUAGUAAUGACUUCUGUCGACGGUGAUACAACUCCCACACUGACUUCCAACACAGUCCCUGCCACUUUUCCAUCAGCUAGCACAGUAAGGCCCACGCCACCUGUAAACCCUGACGCAGUGGGGUGCAGUGGUCGACCUUUUGAUGCUUUCCUACAGCUGAAGAAUGGCUCGAUCUACGCGUUUAGAGGUGACUAUUUUUUUGAGUUGGAUGACAGGUCCAUACUUCCUGGUUACCCCAAACUCAUACAGGAUGUGUGGGGAAUCUCUGGGCCCAUUGACGCUGCAUUCACACGGAUCAACUGCCAGGGAAAAUCCUACAUCUUUAAGGGAAACCAGUACUGGAGGUUUGAUGGUGACGUCCUGGAUGCGGACUAUCCACGAGACAUUUCAGUCGGCUUCGAUGGCAUACCAAAUGGCGUUCAAGCUGCGUUUGCCAUACCAGCACCAAGUCACCGUGGCAAAGAGAAAGCGUACUUUUUCAAAGGGGACCAGUACUACCAGUAUCAGUUUAAGCACCAGCCUUCCCAUGAGGAGUGCGUCCGCAUGACCAGGUCCUCCCCAUCGGUGCUGUUCACACAAUACACAGACCUCUUCUGCGAUCAGACGUGGGAGGAUUUCUUCACAGAGCUCUUCGGAGGCGCCACGGCCAGCAGUGACUACAGAGGCCCUCGUUUAAUCAGUAAAGACUGGCAGGGCCUCAGGCCCCCCAUAGACGCUGCCCUGGUUGGUCGAGUCUAUUUCAGUCCAAAGCCCACAUCUCCUCCACCAGCGAGGAGGCGGAGCAGUCGGAGGAAGAAGCCCAGCAAGAAGCGUGGACGAGGAAGGCAGAGUCGCCAUGUGUUUGAUGAUUUGUGGGGUUAUGAUGAUUGGUUUGACUACCCCGACUACAGCGACAUCAUCGAUGAGACCACCACGCAGGAGUACAAAACCACUCCUGUUCAAAAUGUGUAUUUUUUCAAGAAAGAUAAAUACUACAGAGCGGAUCUACAGACAAAACAUGUGGACUGGGUCUACCCUCCUUACCCACGAUCCAUUGCGAAAUACUGGCUGGGCUGCAAGCAUGAGGACGCACCUGACGCAUCAAGGGCAGAGAAGAGAUAGGCCAGCUGGUUGAGUCCUGUGUUUCAAACACACGUCAUAGAGUAAUCACAGUAUAAACUAACAACUUUUGUUAAUUUUGUUAACUCCCUUUAUCUAACCCACAUUCUCACCUUAACCUUGAAGGCUUAAAAAAAUCCUUUAAGCAGCCAACAUACUAUGACACAGACUAAUAUCUCUUCACAGAACAAUGUCCUCAUUCUGAAGGCCUAAAGUGAGUUCACACUGGAACGUGAGAUAUGCACACACUGCCCCCUGCUGAUCCCCUGAUGUAUCCACAUGCAUCCCUAAUAAAGGAUAAUUGCCUGUC
Molecule: messenger RNA, 1833 nt
Organism: Larimichthys crocea (large yellow croaker)
Lineage: Eukaryota; Metazoa; Chordata; Actinopteri; Sciaenidae
Gene: vtnb
Product: vitronectin b
Exons: 8
Coding region: 144-1526 (460 amino acids)
Biological process (GO): cell-matrix adhesion; cell adhesion mediated by integrin; immune response
Molecular function (GO): polysaccharide binding; scavenger receptor activity; extracellular matrix binding
Source: RefSeq, a predicted model, not a curated record